Messenger RNA from Colias croceus (clouded yellow), 1133 nucleotides. RefSeq names its product pancreatic triacylglycerol lipase-like. Gene Ontology annotation, biological process: lipid metabolic process. The coding region runs from base 30 to 1022 and encodes 330 amino acids. Lineage: Eukaryota; Metazoa; Arthropoda; Insecta; Lepidoptera; Pieridae. The transcript is spliced from 5 exons. The record is from RefSeq and is a predicted model, not a curated record. Gene Ontology annotation, molecular function: lipase activity.
GAUUGCUGUGUGCAGUACCGUCUUUCAAAAUGAGGUUUCUUGUGAUAUUGUCCGCCCUAGUUGCACUGUGUGCUGGUCACGCCAUCCCCACCAUACCAGGAGACAACAGUCACUAUGUAGAGGGGGAGAGCCGCUACGUGUGGAUACCCGACGGUGAGGGAGUACCCCGCCUUGUUGAUCUUGAAGAACCAGCGGAUGAAAGUUUCUCGGACGCUAGGAAUGGGGCUAACAACGAGUACUGGCUUUUUACCAGACGUAAUCCAAACAAUCACCAACUUCUGAGAAUCAACGACAACGACUCCGUGAGGAACUCUAACUACAACAGGGACCGCCCUCUUACGGUUGUUGUUCACGGAUGGAACGGCAAUGGAACCUCCGCACGUCUUGCCGUUGAUGCCUUGCUACACGAGGGUGACAAUAACGUUAUUUCACUAGAUUGGAGCAUAGUAGCUAGUGGUCCUUACACCAAUGUUGUUAGAAAUGUGCCCAGCGUGGGCCAACAUCUUGGCAACUUCGUGCAGUGGUUAAUCAACAAUCACGGGGGCAAUUGGAAUAACGUACACUUAAUUGGCGCUAGUUUGGGUGCUCACGUUAUUGGCAAUGCAGGACGUACCGUUCGUGGCCGUAUUGCGCGCAUUUCAGGUCUAGAUCCAGCUGGCCCCCAAUGGAGCGAUAGCUCCAAUGCCUUGAACCGGAAUGAUGCCGUAUAUGUCGAGUGCAUUCACACCGAUGGUGGUCUCUUGGGUAUAUUCGACCCGAUCGGUGACGCUAAUUUCUAUCCCAAUGGUGGUACCAACCGCCAACCUGGUUGCUCUCUCAGCAACUGCUCCCACGUCCGUGCAUAUGAACUGUUUGCAGCUAGUGUAAUAUACAAUAAUUUCAUUGGAAGACGAUGCGCCGAUCUGAACGAGGCACGCAACAAUAACUGCACUGGAGCUAACUUCCUUAUGGGCAACACUGACUUUAGUAAGCGAGGAAGUGGACUUUACGGCCUUUCAACUGGUUCCGAAUGGCCUUUCUAAAAAAUAAUUUAUGCUGGAAUUUGGGGCCAUAGUGAAAGGAGAAUAUGAUAAUAAAUUAAAAAUGAUAAAACAAUGACAAUUUUAAUUUUCAUAUUUCCAAAUAAAUUAUUA